GGAAGCGAGAAGACCAGAAGGUGAGAAGAGAGAGAGAGAGUGUGUGUGAUCGGUACAAGGAUCACCGCUGUGCCUGCGCGUGCUGCUUCACCGAAUCGAGUCAGAUCCUGUCCGAAUCCGAGCUAAGGGAUGGCAACCGGUAGUGAAGCCUCGAAGGCAGCUGAGGCUGUGGUUGACUGGCAUAAACACGACAGCAAGAGGAUGCUCCAUGCGGUUUACCGUGUUGGGGAUCUGGACCGCACAAUCAAGUACUACACGGAAUGCUUUGGGAUGAAACUGCUGAGGAAAAGGGAUGUUCCUGAUGAGAAGUACACCAAUGCCUUCCUUGGCUUUGGGCCAGAGAACACCAACUUUGCAGUUGAAUUGACAUACAACUAUGGCGUUGACAAGUAUGACAUUGGAACGGGCUUUGGGCAUUUCGCAAUUGCUAAUGAUGAUGUGUACAAGUUAGCUGAGAAUAUCAAAUCCAAGGGUGGUAAGAUCACCCGCGAACCUGGUCCUGUCAAGGGAGGAUCCACUGUUAUUGCCUUCGCACAGGAUCCUGAUGGCUACAUGUUUGAGCUUAUCCAGAGGGCUGACACACCUGAGCCUCUUUGCCAGGUCAUGCUUCGUGUUGGUGACCUUGAGCGUUCUAUCAAGUUUUAUGAGAAGGCCCUAGGGAUGAAGCUCCUAAGGAAGAAGGAUGUACCUGAUUACAAGUAUACCAUUGCCAUGUUGGGCUAUGCUGAUGAGGACAAGACAACUGUUCUGGAGCUGACGUACAACUAUGGAGUCACAGAAUACAGCAAGGGCAAUGCAUAUGCUCAGGUUGCCAUUGGCACCAAUGAUGUGUACAAGAGCGCCGAGGCGGUUGAUCUGGCGACCAAAGAACUAGGUGGCAAGAUUUUGCGGCAGCCAGGGCCUCUACCUGGGAUCAACACUAAGAUCGCCUCUUUUGUUGAUCCAGAUGGCUGGAAAGUGGUUCUGGUUGACAACACCGACUUCCUCAAGGAACUCCACUGAAGGCUCGGGAUACCCAGGUGCUGUGCUAGGAUGUAGUAAUGCUUGUCUGUGGUGUAAUAAGAUGUGGGUGGUUUGUUUCUGCCCUGAUGAACUUAUAAUACUGAAUGUUGCUACAGAGGUUGUGCUUCUGCCAGUGAGGUUUGGGAUUUGCUAUGUAACUGUGCCUGCGGGCUCCGAUUCUGGCGCUGUUCGUACACUGUAGAAGCCAGUGAAUCCCAAUAAACCCAGCUUCACAGGCUCCUCUUAUCCCGUAGACCCUAGUUGUUUUUGGGUGGAGCUGGAGCCACUGACCCUAGUCCUUUUUUUU
Molecule: messenger RNA, 1309 nt
Organism: Zea mays
Lineage: Eukaryota; Viridiplantae; Streptophyta; Magnoliopsida; Poales; Poaceae
Product: glyoxylase 1
Exons: 9
Coding region: 130-1002 (290 amino acids)
Cellular component (GO): cytoplasm
Molecular function (GO): metal ion binding; lactoylglutathione lyase activity
Source: RefSeq, marked validated